This is a messenger RNA of Alnus glutinosa, 1110 nucleotides long. RefSeq lists its product as uncharacterized. The annotation marks the transcript as partial. The transcript has 6 exons. The record is from RefSeq and is a predicted model, not a curated record. Lineage: Eukaryota; Viridiplantae; Streptophyta; Magnoliopsida; Fagales; Betulaceae.
UUUGGUUCAAGUGCUGCAACCAGUGGGAAGGAUCAGACCAGUGGAGCAACACGAACGGUAAAAGAAGAGCUAACCUCUGAUGAUGAGGGACUGAAUGAGGACACCGAUGAGACAGAGAGCAAGAGUUUGAUUUAUGGAAAUGACCGUAGCAAGGUUGGAGGGGAACAUUCCCAGGCUAGCAGAGUCGGUGUUCAGACUUGUAGAGUCACAUAUGGUGGUGUUGAUGGAGCAUAUUACACAUCUACUAGAACCACAAAGGCAGGCACUGAUGGAGUGGUGGUUGAGGAGACUAAAGAAGCAGAUAGAACAACAGGUCAAGCAAAACAUAGGAUCUCUAGAGGAAUUCAUGACAAGGGUCACUCAUUUACAAGGAAGCUUAAUUCAUAUGGUGAUGUGGAUACAUUGGAAACUUUACACAAUCUAAAUGAAGAUGAGCUUGCUGGUUUUGAAGAAGCUUGGAAAGGUAAUGCUAAAGGGAAUUUGUAUGACGGGGAAGAUGGAUUUCAUAUGCAUGGCAAUGCAGGUUCUAGUAGCAGUAAGCAGAAGAAGACAGGUUGGGGAGGUGGGGCCCUCCCAUCUGUAGAGCACUACUGGAAAGAUGGAGGAAUGGGACCAGGCAAUGAAGGCUGGAACAAUUUUUCUCCUGGGGGAACCAAAAAUGUCGUUAGAAUCAAUAUAGAAUAAAUUAUAAUGUUGGAGUAUUUUACUCGUACCUUCUUUAACAACAAGAGUUGUAGGGGACUGUAUGCUAUCCAGCCCCGUUGUUUCUGCAUGUUAGCUGUGUUAGCAGAUGAUCGAAAUGUUACGUACCUAGGGUAUGUGACUAAGGGUAUUAUUAAAAUUAUAUUUAUGCUAUCUUUAAUAGAAUAAUUAGGUUAGGUUUUUAAAUAAGGUAAUAGUUUAAUUGCCUCUUGGAAAGAAUUAUAGAUUUUUAUUAUUAUUAGGAAAAUAAGGAGUCUUGCUCAUAAAGCAAUAUCUCUAAUAGGAAAUUAAGGGAUUUGUCUCCCUUUAGAAUUAAUGUUUAUUAUUUAGGGUUUGUAAUAUUUAUUUAAUUAUUGUCCUGUAAUUCCAACUUUGUAAACCUAUUAAUAGGGGUAUUGAAUAAUGAAU